GCCACCAAAGUGAGCGGCAGAGCCAGCGAAAAGCUGCGAAUGCGAAGCGCACAGUAGAAGGGAGUGGUACGUCAAAAACUGACGCACAGCGGCAGGCCAAAAACACAAGUCCAUAGUUUAACACCGCACACGCCACGCAAAUAAAAUAAUAAAAACUGUAAAAUACACAUAAAACUAAAGUCCAAAAGAAUUCGUCAAAAAAUCCAAAUCAAAAAAGUGCAAAUUGAAUAUGAAAUCUAUGAAUCGGUGGUAAAGAAAGAAAGAAAAACGUCGAAAACCGUGUGUGUGCAAAAAAAUACAACACCUUUUGGCAGGCCUCACAAAUCAGAGCGAUGGAUUUCAAUUCACAAAACAUUCGACAAGUGCAGAGUGAACAAGUUGUUGUUGCUGAAACAACGAACGGAAAAACGGAAAUUAACUUUAAAAAUCACCAAUAAAUUCAAAAAAUCCCCAAAACAAAUCAUGUGAUAAAUCUCCUUUUCAGUUUAUAAGAACAAGGACCUUGAUUGCUAACGGUAACGGCAAAGGAGCAUUGCAACUGGCAACCAGCAAACCAGUAAACCAGCAACCAGCAACUAGCAACCUGCAACUAGCAACGCAACAACGAACGCCAGAUACCUUCAAAUUGUGGCAAAAAGUGAAUCUUUGGCCAGCGUUAUAGCGGAUGUGGCAGGGGGAUCCACCGUGUGGAAGGAGGAUGCCAGCCAUCCGGCGAGCUAAAGGCCAAAAUAACAACAACAAGAAUAUUGGGGCAAAGGAAUCAAAGCUGAAGGAGCAACCGCAGCGAAACUCUCGAGGCAACUCAUGUCAAUGUCAAAGUUGAAGUUGAAGUAGAGAAAAGGGCCAAAACUACGACUACGGUUCGGCCAAAAACACAAAAAAAAAAAACAAAAAAAAAACGGGGACAAAGCUAAAGCUAAAGCAUUUUAAACUGCAGACGUCAAAGAAGGUUGUGCUACAUCUACAUAGCAAAUAUAAUAAAAAUAAAAAAAUAAAAAACCCAAAAAAAACAAAAAUAUUUAAGCUUAAGAAUCCCGAAACCAAAAACAAAAUCAACCCCAAAAGCCACACAAAAAAAGAAACCCGCAAAAACCAAGACAAACAACCAGCGGGGGAUCCCCCGGAAUUGUGAUUGCCGGAAGCUUCAAGCUGGCAACUGGCAUCUGUGGCGUGCGGCAAGGGCAACGGUGACCCGUUAAAUCGUUCAACAUGUCCGUGGACUUUAUACUGCCCAAUCGCAACAAGAUCCAAACGAUUGCCUAUGCGAGUGCCAGCAAGAAAUAUGUGGCAGCCGGAUCGCCGGCAGGAUCCGGAGUAGGCACUGCUGCUCCCGGAGCUGCUGACCUGCAGAGCUGGCGGCGUCCGAAGCCAAGGACCCCCGGCAUUCGCAAGCCGGAGGAUAAGCCGCCGCCAGUUACAGCCAGCUCGGUGUUGAGAAACGCCAACGGAAAUGGCAACCAGGUGGCCCACAAACUGCCCCUGAAAUCCCUGGCCAAGCGCAACUCGCGGUCUGUGCUGAAGCGGGAGAUAAUCGAGCUGGAGGACGACGAGGAUGUGGAGGAGGAGGAGCUGUGUGAGCACUUGGAGUGGUCUGCCGCCCAGUCACUGGUCCAGAUGAACUCCUCCAAGCAGGAGAAGCAGCGGCGGGCAGGAGCCACAGCUUCCAGCCACACUGCCUCAGUGGCAGGACCAGCGGCAUCCUCAGUGUCGAUGCGCCGUCCAGUGGGCCGAGCUCCGGCAGAGGAUGGCAAGGUCAUAUUCUACGCCCCGCCGGCGAGCGCCAGCGGCUUGCCCCGCCAACCGGAGCCGGUGACCUUGAAGCGGGAACGAGAGCGAGCCGCGAAGGAGCAACAAGUGGUUGCGGCCUCGAUAUACCGAGGUCGCAGCGUCGAGGAGACGGAGGCCGCCCACGAUCUGUUGUCGCUGUCGCAGAGUCUGCCACCGCUGAUCCCGCCGUGCGUGGUCACGAUCAUGAAGCAGGAGCAGGAGCAGCAGCUGCGCAGCCCGGAGAUCCAGGAGAUAUCGAACAGCAGCCACAGCCAUAACAGCAGCGCUUCCAGUCGUCGGUCGCCGCAGUCAACGAUCCGGUUCAUUGGCAGCAGUUCCUACGACCUGAUGAACGGAUCCGGGGACCCAGGAUCCUCUGCCAACCAGUGCUCGCCUCUGACGCCGCCCAACUCGGACCACAGCUCCGACGUGGACAUCGACAUGUCUUCCUCCUCGGAAUCGGGGAUACCCAACUGGGGCGGCAAGGUGGCCGCCAACCAGCAGCAGCUGCCGCCGAGGAACUCGACCCAGAAGAUGUGCCUCAACAUGCUCGACGGCAGGACCAAGGCAAGCAAGGCCAAGAGCCAGGAGCAGCCCAAGAGUGUGGCAACCGCGCCGGCGGUCGCGCCACCAGAGUCUACCCCCGUAGUUGGUGGGAAUUCAUCGUCGGGAAGCGGAAGCGGAAGCGGAGAGAACUACGCCAAGCGGAAGCGCGGCUGCUACAAGUGCUGCGAGUGUGGCAAGCAGUACGCUACCUCCUCGAACCUGUCACGCCACAAGCAGACCCAUCGCUCCCUGGACUCGCAGUCCGCCAAGAAGUGCAAUACCUGCGGCAAGGCCUACGUCUCCAUGCCGGCCCUGGCCAUGCACCUGCUGACGCACAAGCUCUCGCACAGCUGCGACAUCUGCGGCAAGCUGUUCUCCCGCCCGUGGCUGUUGCAGGGCCACCUCCGCUCCCAUACCGGCGAGAAGCCCUACGCCUGUGUCCACUGCGGCAAGGCUUUCGCCGAUCGCUCCAAUCUUCGGGCCCACAUGCAGACCCAUUCGGGGGACAAGAACUUCAAGUGCCACCGUUGCAACAAGACCUUCGCCCUGAAGUCGUACCUCAACAAGCACCUGGAGUCGGCCUGCCUUCGCGACACCGGGGCCAUUGGAGUUGGCCACUCCAAGAGCGUGGACGGGGAUCAGGAGGAGGAGGAGGACGAUAACCUGAGCAGCAAGCAGGACGACCUGGACGACCUGGAGAUGGACAGCGACGAGACCAGCCAGGACAUUGUGGUGGCCUAGGCCGAGGCCAAUGUCGAGGCCUAGGCUCAGCUCUGUCUCAGAUGAUACCCAAAAACUCAAAAUACUUUAAUACCAGAACCCUAAAAGCAAUACUCGAGCACCCUUAUCAAAUUAAAACCAAAACAAAGCAAACAAAAAGCCUAAAAUGGUAAAAAUAAAACCAAAAACCAAAAAAAAAACAAAGAAAUGAAAUCAUAAAAUUAAAAUCUAGUCUAGAAAAAGGCUUACUAGCGGAGUAGUUCAUUAAAUUGAAGGAAUGCAGCAGAAAUGGAUCUCAAUUCUCUCUCUAUCUCUCUGAAUAGGAACUUCUUCAAGCAGUUAUAUAAACUCCUAUAUACAUAUAUAUCUACCCACUUAUAAUCUGAACUAUCCAGUCUCUCCAAAGUUGCAACUUUCACCGAAACCGAAAACAUAAACCAAAAACCAAAAACUAAAAACUAAAAGCUAAAAAUUCAAAAAUCAAUUGAGGAAUGAGGAGGAAAGAAAGGCGAACAAAGAAAACAAAAGGUUUGAGAAGGAAAUCCAAAACGUAACUUAUAGUAAAAAUCCGACACAACGAAUAUUAUGGAACAUAAGUAGAAAUUCUAUAUAUAUAUAUAUAUACACAGAUCAAAUAAGCAUUAUAUACAGAUGAGGAAAGGAUGAAGGGAAAGGCAACAAAAAAAAUAUAUAUAUAUGUAUACAUAUGACCUAUAUGAAGAAUAAUACCUAGCGAGCAGAACCAAUUUGCAUGUUUUUUGGUAAAAAAAAAAUAUCUACUUUUAGGCAUCGUUUUAGGGCUCUAGAGUUUAUAUACACCCCUCCCAAGAACACACCCAAAACACACCCGAAACACACACACACACAGUAGCCACAAGCCUCCAGAUAUAUAUGAUAUAUAUCCAGUUCGAUCGGCGAAUAAGGCUCGGGGUUCAAUCUUAGCAAAAAAAAAACUAAUCAAAUAGUGAACUUAUCGUCGCACUUCCUGCAACUCCUCAACUACAACAAUAUUAUAUAAAGUAUCUCUUGCUCUUAGACUCUUUUUAACCGUACUCAAAUGGACAAGUAGCAAUCGGAAAUCAGAUCAGAUCGGAUGAUAUAUACUCCAACGUCGAACAAUUUUAAUGAAACAACUUUACAACUCUAACCAGUUUAAGAUGAGAUUACUUCCAUAUUAUGCUCUAAACUCGAUAAACAGACAACUACUUCAAUUACUUAGAAAUGAUUAAAAUUAAUGAAUGAAAACAAUUUAGAAACAUAUCACAAGGACAAUACUUAACAUAAAUAAUAAAAUAAAAAACAAAAAGAAAAAAUACAUUCGAAAUAUGAAAUAUUUAUAAAUUGACAAUUACAAAGCAAGCAUUAGGCGGUGCAUCCGACCCCAAAUUAAGACAUUCUCAUACACAGCAACAAAAAGUACUUACGGAAUAGUUAUUUUAUUACUAGCAUUAGACCCCAUGACUCAUGUACAUAAAAUAAAAAUAAAAUUAAACCAUUUUAUACAAGAAACGAAUCUCCCUGCACCCCAAAAUCCAAAAAUCUCCCGCAAUAUCCCCUCAAGCUUUGGCCCAGCCAAAGGUUUCUUAUAAAAACCUACCAUAUUCAUAAAGAAUACUCCCCUGAGAAAUAAUUAAAAAAUCAAGGUUGAUUGUAGAUGUAGAGGACGAGAUGACGCACUUGUAAAACAAAUGAUAACUAAAAGCAAUUCCAAACUUAAGUGACAUAGUUUUUAACGAAGAAAUUAAGCAUAAUAUUAACUAUAUAAAUAAAGGUAAAAAUUUGUAAUUCUACAAAUCGAGAAGUAUUGAUAUAUACACAAAUAUGUAUUUAUUUUAUGCGUAGUUUUUAUUCCGAAAACCGAGUAACUUAAAAGCAAAAUGGCAAACCGAAAAAACCAAAAACCCAAAAGAGUAAACUUAAAAACAAUUUAAUUAUAUAUUGUCAAUUACAAUUAUUUCAUAAUUUAAGAAUUGAUGGAACGAGGAGACGGACGCUGAUAGAGGUUAUUUUUUAAAGCAUAUAUAUACACAUAUAUUACCAAAAAAAAAAAUAUAUUUAAAAGAGGCAGUUUUAUAUCGAAAUUAAUAAUAGUAAAUGCAAAGUAACAACAAAAUAUUGAAAACCAUUCGAACUUAAUUAUACAACGAGCAAGAAACCAUUAAUUAUAAAUCCCCAAAAAGAAAAACAAAAUAUUAAUUUAUAAAAACCAAAACUAAAAAAAAAAACAGGCACUCACACUUGUACGCCCACAAUUUUAUAUAGCGAGAUUAUAGAAAUCAUGGCCGAUUGUCGCAUUCUAUAUAUAUAGCAGCAUAUAUAGCAGCAGAAUAUCGGGGAAGUUUAGAAUUUAGACCAGAGAGUGCUAUGUGCAUUGUUUAUAGGGCCAUAGUAUGAAAAUCGUGUUUAUGCAUGGCUUUAUUGAUGAUUAUUGAUAGCGUUUUAAAUAGCAUUAAAUGCCUAUAUACACAUAAGCAAAAACCAACAACAAAAGCAAACCGAGAAAAGCAAAAAUAAAAAUAAAAAAUUAAAAAAAAAACUUAUAUAAGAAAUUCCAUUGAACAGUAGUGGUAACAAUUAUGUGAUUUGCAAUUUUACAUUCAAAAUAUAUAUGAAAUAAUUACGAAUAUAAAUAGAUUAUAUAUUGAGGCGAGCGUUUAAUUGAUUUAUUUAUGAGUAAGAUUUAUUUAUACACAUUAUACACCACAAAAAGUAAAAAAAACGUGAAACUAAAUGACAAAAAUUACAAAAAAAAAAACAUUUUUGAAGAAGGAAAAAAUGAAAAAAUUCUAAAAAAGAAAAUAUUUUUACACAAAAAUCUUGUUUUUAUACACGCGGCUAAUUAAUCCCAAAAAUACAAAUUCUAGUUCCCUGCAAAUACCUGCAAAUAUCAAUUGGAUCCCAAGAAAAACUAACACCCAGUCGGUUUUCGGUUUUAAAAAUAUGAAUUUUUAAACUUUAUUUCCAAAAAAUUCUUUUUCAAUACAGCUUUGCAAUAUGUUUAUAAAAUGUUUAAAAGGUUUUUCAGCAUUUCUGAUCAUAUAAAUGCAAUUAAUAGUUUUCUCACAGCAUUCGAGCUUAGUUUAUACACUUAAAAAAAAUAAUUGGAAAAACGACUGGCACACACACACAUACACAAUUCCAUGGAAGCGUCUAUGUUUUCAAAAUGAAAAAAAGACACCAAUUCAAUUUUGAUUAUUAUAUACAAUAAUGAUGGGCAAAAAUCGAAGGAUGAGAUAUUUUAUAAAAUGAAUGAUGAAUAACGUAAAGAUAUUAAUUUAUAUAUUCAUAUAUUAGAGAUGCAAAAAGACUUGAACAGUUAUAUACAUUUAAAAUUGCAAUAUAUUGUAUACUUCAUUAAAAAUAUAUAUACAUACAUACCGGCAUAUAUGCAACCACGUAUAUAAGUAUACAUAUUUAACUUAUUUAUAUAAAUGCUUACAGCGAACCAUAAACAUAACCAUAUAUACACCAUAAACCGAAUCGAAUCGAAUCGAAUUGAAACUCAAUUUUUUCCAAAGCAAGACGAUAGGAAUCCUCAAUACCCUCAAGUAACUCAAGAUCAAGAUCAAUUCAAGUAAUAUACUCAAUGACCACAUGUCGGCAGGUCCUUGUUCGUCCUGCCGUACAGGAAUAUAUAGCUAACGAUUAUAUAGAACAUAGAAUACAUAUGUAUGCAUGCAGAACACAAAACUCACACUCUCUCACACACACAUACACAAUGCCACGCCCACUCUCGAUGGAUGGCAGCGAUUUUAAGGCGUUGCCCCAAAAAAGGAGAAUUUUCACGGAUUUUCGUUUUCAAAAAAAAAAACAAAAAAAACGAAACACACAAAACAAGACAAAAAAGCUUAUAGAUUCGUUCGUUCGUUUGUUCUACUUUUAGUUAGAGAAUGUUCAAAGAUAGUUUCAGCUUUCGUAGGAGUUUAAUAAACACAACUAGAUGAUCCGAGAUAUACCUAUUACCUAUAGCUAUAAAAUAACCCUCCACACGCUCUUAGACUCAACACUAACCGACAACUACAGACAUACUCAUGCGAUUUUAUGGCAAAAUAUGUAGAGAAUAUAACCUAUUAUAUCCCAAAAAGGAAGCUAAUCCAUUCUUAAAAUAAUCUACACGAACGUAGCCAGUGAAAGAAAGCCAGAGAAGAAUCACACAGAAGAAUCCAAUGUGGAAACACACUCAAAAAGAAUACAAAACAGCAGAAAGACAAAAAAAAAAACAUAAAACCCCAGAAGAGUAUGACAUGGUGGGACGAUGGAUUAUAAAAUGUAGAUAUAUAGUUAUAACAGCUACACCCAGACACUAGUGCAGCCAUGUAACUAUUUCUAGAACCUCGGAAAUAAACAUACAUAAAAAAUA
Messenger RNA from Drosophila ananassae, 7393 nucleotides. RefSeq names its product transcriptional repressor scratch 2. Gene Ontology annotation, biological process: regulation of DNA-templated transcription. Gene Ontology annotation, molecular function: RNA polymerase II cis-regulatory region sequence-specific DNA binding; DNA-binding transcription factor activity, RNA polymerase II-specific. The transcript has 4 exons. Bases 1210 to 3054 code for a protein of 614 amino acids. NCBI's taxonomy places the organism in Eukaryota, Metazoa, Arthropoda, Insecta, Diptera, Drosophilidae. The record is from RefSeq and is a predicted model, not a curated record.